Messenger RNA from Neltuma alba, 676 nucleotides. RefSeq names its product methionyl-tRNA formyltransferase-like. Lineage: Eukaryota; Viridiplantae; Streptophyta; Magnoliopsida; Fabales; Fabaceae. Gene Ontology annotation, molecular function: methionyl-tRNA formyltransferase activity. Gene Ontology annotation, cellular component: mitochondrion. The record is from RefSeq and is a predicted model, not a curated record. Gene Ontology annotation, biological process: conversion of methionyl-tRNA to N-formyl-methionyl-tRNA; biosynthetic process.
GAUGGUGUCAAAGAAACAGGAGUGUCAUUAGCAUUCACUGUUCGUGAACUUGAUGCUGGACCAAUCAUUGCUAAUGAAGGUUUUGAAGUUGAUGAUCAAAUUAAGGCGCCUGAUUUGCUUUCUCAGCUGUUUUUUGAAGGAUCAAAACUUCUUGUCCGUGAACUUGCUUCCAUAUUUGAUGGAUCUGCAAGGGUGAAAGCUCAACCUCAAGAUCACAAUAAGGCUACAUUGGCUCCAAAGAUAAAUCCAGAGGAGUCUUGGUUAUCCUUUGAUCAAGAAGCACUAGUUCUACAUAAUAAGGUUCGUGCUUUUGCAGGGUGGCCAGGAACUCGAGCAAAGGUGUUAGUUGAGAAAAAUGGGGAGCAGAAAACACUGGAACUUAAUAUAACCACACGAGUUGGUAUUCACAGAAGUGUACUUCCCAAAGAAGGAGAUGAUAUUACAUUUGCCAAGGAUGCAUUGGUGUUUCCUUGUGCUGAGGGCACAGCACUGGAGGUAUUAGAAGUUCAGCUUCCAGGGAAAAAGGUGGUAAAGGCAGAUGCUUUCUGGAAUGGAUUACGGGGACAGAAAUUGAAGAGAUUAAAAGAGGCCAUCUAAUCGUAACACAGAGGGAAGAUUUUAAUAUAGUUCUCCAGCUGUUUAAGAAAUCAAUUCUUUUGAGUUUUACUUGAUUCAA